GUGAGCUAGGAUAGGCUGGGAGUUUUGGUCCAGGCCUGGGCCAACAAACAGGACGGGAAAAAGAAAGAAGGAGCCGCUGCCGAAUGUGUUACAGGAAACUCGACGUGGACUAUGCACAUGAAUUGAACGCAGAAGACUGUUUUUUAACACGAUUCGAACCCGCGAAUGGUAACUGAAGUGACUGAAGAUACUUUGGAUUUAGUUCGGAUCGCUGUUGAGCUGGACCGCAAUUCUUAGUGCAAUUCACGUUUGACUGCAUCAUGCCGAGGCGGACCGUUCACGAAGUAACAGUUCAAGAUGUGCAGAAGAGGAGAAACCCCAGCAAACACUAUGUUUACCUCAUCAAAGUCUUCUGGUCCGAUGGCAGCACUGAGGUCAUCUACAGGAGAUACAGUAAAUUCUUCGAUCUACAGAUGGAACUUCUGGAUAAGUUCCCUGUGGAGGGAGGACAGAAGGACCCAAAGCGCAGGAUCAUCCCUUUCUUACCUGGAAAGAUCCUCUUCAGAAGGAGCCACAUAAGAGAUGUUGCCAUGAAGAGGCUGCGGCCCAUCAAUGAGUACUGCAGGGCCCUCAUUCAGCUCCCAGUCUACAUCUCUCAGUGCGAGGAGGUGCGUGUGUUCUUCGAGACCCGACCCGAGGACCUGAACCCCCCUUCUGAGGAACCUGUUGGAAAAAAGAAGUCAGGCAUUGUGGAGAGAGCACUUCCUUUCAUAAAGAGAGCAGGAGACUCCGGUGGAGCAGACGGGCUUGUCCUGGAUCAGUAUGUAGCCGUCACCGACUACGAGAAGCAGGAGAGCUCGGAGAUCAGCCUGCACGUGGGACAGGUGGUGGAGGUCAUCGAGAAGAACGAGUCUGGAUGGUGGUUUGUCAGCUCAGACGAUGCCCAAGGUUGGGUCCCAGCCACCUGUCUGGAGGCACAGGAUGACCCUGAUGAUUUCUCUUUUCCUGGAGAGGAAGAGGAGAAGUAUUCAGUGAUCUACCCGUACUCUGCCCGAGAUGAAGACGAGAUCGACCUGGAGAGGGGCAUGAUCGUGGAGAUCGUCCAGAAAAAUCUAGAAGGAUGGUGGAAGAUCAGGUACCAGGGGAAAGAGGGCUGGGCCCCCGCCUCCUACCUGAAGAAGGCCGACGUCCUGAGCCAGAAGAUAGCCGCCGGGGUGGCAGCCGCCGCCAGCACCAACGACCUGGACGGGGUCUCCAAGCAGCAGAAGGAUCAGAACAAGGAGAACCAGAAGGAGCAGCGCUUCCCUCCGUUCCCGGAGAACAACAAGCACAAAGCAGGCCAGAGACAAAGACCACCGCCACGUCGUGAUCUCACCAUCCCUCGGGGGGCGAACCUACCCAAGCCACCAGUGCCCCCGCAGGUGGAGGAGGAGUAUUACACCAUCGCAGACUUCCAGACCACAAUUCCAGAUGGCAUCAGCUUCCAGGCAGGCCUUAAAGUGGAGGUGAUCGACAAGAACUCCAGUGGCUGGUGGUACAUCCAGAUUGAGGAUAAAGAAGGCUGGGCCCCCAUGACCUUCAUAGACAAAUACAAGAAGACCAGCAGCGCCUCGCGACCCAACUUCCUGGCACCUCUGCCCAAUGAGAUGGCACAGAUGAAGCUGGCGGAUAGCACCGCCAACAGCAGCGCCUCAGACGACAACUGGUCCAAACCCCUACCGGACGAGCCUUCAGUCACAGUGGACUUUGCCGCUCGGCCAAAACUGCGAGAUUGGAAGUCGGGCCCCAACAAGAGCCCGGCGUUCUCAGGACCGCUUCCCCCGGCCCCUGCCUCGCCCCCCGUGGAGGAGAAGCCGGCACUGCCCCCCCGCAGGGAGUCAAUCAACAAGAGCCUUGAGACAGACGCCGCCGUGGAGAAGCCCCGCCCUGACCUGUCCAAGCCCCUGCCCCCUAAACCGCCCGCCCCCGGGCUGAUCAUGCCUCUGGUGGCGCCCAAGUCCGCCCCCUUCAAGCCCGACAAGCCCCCCGAGCCCAAGCGGCCCGAGGAGAAGAGCAAGGCACUUUACCUCCGCAACGAGAUGGGCCUGGAGUGCGGCCACAAGGUGUCUGCCAAGGAGGUGAAGAAGUUCAACCUGAAGCCUGUGCCCAAGCAGCCACCCAAGCCCAAGCCGGAGCCGCCCGAGGAGAAGCCCGACGUGGGGGCGAGUCCUCCAGCGCCCUUCGUCAAGCCCAAGCCCAUGAUCCGACCCAAGCCCGUCCCAGCUGCCAAGCCUGAGGUGCAGCCGGAGAACAAGCUGGACAUCACCAACCUGAGGAGCAAGCUGCGGCCGUCCAAACCGGCUGAGCCUGCUGCAGCGUCUUCGGAGACGGCGCCACAGAACGAGCCCUCGUCCCCCAUCCACAGCGUCCUUAACAACAGCAGGUCUAUCGACGAGCCCAGAUGUCCUCCUCCGAAGCAGCAGAACGGCCACGACGCCCCUCUUCCCCCGAAGCCCGCCGCCAAAGAGCCGCCGCAGAGACCCAUGGCCGCACCGCGCAGACCCCCUCCGCCUAAAAAGACCGGAGAACCCAGCAGCCCGACCGAGACUAAAGCCCCUGUGAAAGAGGAUGGGAAACCCACCGCGCCUCCCCAGAGCCGGCCACCUCCCCCCAAGCCCAAGGCGCCUCCUUCCAAAGACAAGGAGAAGGAGAAGGAGAAGGAGAGGGAGGGGCCAAAAGGCAAACUGCCCGUACCACCGAAGCCGCAGGUGAAGAGUGAGAAGCCAGGUCCCCCGCGGGACAAGCUCCCGCCGCUGAUCAAAGACCCCUCCAAGGAGGAGCGCUUCUUGGCCGUGGCCGACUUCGAGGGCGACGACGCAACGCCCAGCUUCCGCGAGGGAACCGUCUUCGAGGUGAUGGAGCGCGACAACAGCGGCUGGUGGUUCUGUAAAAACAUCGUGACCGUGACGGAGAGCUGGAUACCCUCCAAUUAUCUAACCAAGAAACAUUAAGUGCUGGUUUUAUUUUAGCCGUUUCUAAACAAAAAAAAAAGUAUUAAUACUCAGUAUAUUUAAUUAGCUUUUUUUAUUUAUAGGUACCUUUUUUAAUUGGAGCCUUUUUUUUAAACAUUCCAUCUUACAAAUUUAGUUUGAAUUUAUAGUUUUUCUUAGAGGGCAGGGUGAGACGUCCGACAAGAGGAAAAACAUUUGUGUAAUUGUAUUCAUCACCAUUUGUGCCAUAUGUUAUUCAAACUUAUAUUUUUGAUGUGUAUCACAAAACUAAUAGACUAGCAACAUAUCUGGCAGACUUCCCUUGACAUUGUGCCUCAGCGAAAUAUGCAAAAUGUCGCUUUGAUAUAUGCAAAUGAUUUACUUAGUUUCUCUAUGAUAUGUUUCCGGAGAUCAAAACAAUGCAGUAGUUUAGGAAAAUAGACGCAAAGCAAAGCCGUACAGCCUUACCAGCUGCAGCAAAAACACACAGACAAACAAACAACACAUCCACACAUCACAUCCUUCUGUUCACUCACUAAAGAG
Clupea harengus (Atlantic herring) is the source of this 3452-nucleotide messenger RNA. It is a transcript of the gene sh3pxd2b, whose product is annotated as SH3 and PX domains 2B. Gene Ontology annotation, biological process: superoxide anion generation. Gene Ontology annotation, molecular function: phosphatidylinositol binding; superoxide-generating NADPH oxidase activator activity; protein binding. The record is from RefSeq and is a predicted model, not a curated record. Gene Ontology annotation, cellular component: cytoplasm. Lineage: Eukaryota; Metazoa; Chordata; Actinopteri; Clupeiformes; Clupeidae.